AUGGCAGAUGGGAACGAAAGAUUGCUGCCGAUCGCAAAUGUUGGGCGGAUCAUGAAAAGGAUAAUUCCGCCAGGCGCCAAGAUCUCAAAAGAAGCCAAAGAAACUAUGCAAGAAUGUGUGUCCGAGUUCAUAUGCUUCGUCACUGGCGAGGCGUCCGACCGGUGCCUUAAGGAGAACCGGAAGACGGUGAAUGGAGACGACAUCUGCUGGGCCCUCACCUCCCUCGGAUUCGAUAACUACUCCCACACCAUGCUCACCUUCUUGAACAGAUGGAGAGACACACGCCCAACCCCAACCAACAAAACUCACCACAAAGAUUAA
This is a messenger RNA of Salvia hispanica, 321 nucleotides long. Lineage: Eukaryota; Viridiplantae; Streptophyta; Magnoliopsida; Lamiales; Lamiaceae. The record is from RefSeq and is a predicted model, not a curated record.